AUGGAGGACGCCGACGAGCUGGGGUUGAACGUGCCGCGCUCCUACCUGGACCGAGGCCAUCCCUACGUGGUCGCCAACCGCUCCGUUCGCUUCGUGUGCGCCUGCAACUACGCCGCGUACAGCGCGCUCGUCAUCGUCGUCACCGUGCUGGGCAUGGCCGUCGUCAGCUACCUGAUCGUGCCGGGACGAACAGGCGUCGGGUACACGCACCUGCGAUUCAACUUCACCGACGAAUCGCCCGAAGGAUUCACCGGCUCGGAUUUCUCCUGCACCGGCAAAGCCGAUGAAACAACGGUCGUCCAAGAGAGCGAUCUGUGUGGCUCGCUCGAGUGCAACCACGAAGCGGUGCGCAUCGUCGGCUCGCUCAACGCGUCCGUGAACCCAUGCGACGACUUCUACGCCUACGUGUGCUCCGUCUGGAUGGACAAACACCGUCCCACCAAGGACCAGGACAGGCGAUCCGUGGACGACGACAUCCUGGACAAUUACUCUCGGUUCCUCGUCAGCGUACUGGGUCGCACCAACGCCGAGGCGCCCGCAGCCAAGAUCCUGUUUGACACGUGUGUCGAACCACCCGCUUCCCUGUUCAGAGACAUCGUCACCACCUUCUUCUACAUGGUCGGUCUGCAGCACUGGCCUUACUCACCUUCGGAUAGAAUCCUAGCCGUGGAUGUCGCCUCAAAGGUUGGCACCCUUUACCGUCUCUUGGGACUGGACAGCCUCUUUCAUCUCUCCGCCGUUGAGGAUCCGGAAGACAAGCACACGUUCAUGUCCAUCGGUGAACCUGAGCUCGUGUCGGGCGCCAUAGAAGGGUCCUCCAUCUCCGAUUUCGCCUUUUUGGCCGAAGCUCACGAUACGCUCAUGUCGUACCUGGGCAGGCCCUUGUCGACGAACAUCGCUGCGGUGGAGGCAGACCUGGCGCGACGCAUGGCUCCACAAAGGGCUCCCGGUUGCUUCGAGCUCCUGAGCCAGUGCACGACCAUGCACCUGGACCAGCUGCCGGAGUCCCGCAUGGUACACUGGAUGCUCUUAGCAGAGGAGGCCUUCGGCGACCGCAUCGCGGCAACCAACCGGUUCGUCAAGAUGCCCAACUACGAGUACCUGCUGAGCUUCGGCAGUGACGUGCAGCAGAACCUGCGGAAGCCGGACCUCCUUAACUACCUGGCUUUCCGAGUCUGCAUGGCGCUCUCACCACUUAUCGCCAACGCCACCGUGCGACACCGGCUUGCAUCCAUCGCGUACGGCCGCAAUCCUCGCGCUGCCCAGCCACUGCUUCCCGAGCACUACUGCGUGCGGCUCAUGGACCGCUUCGAAGCACCACUCGUCAUGGCAUUGGCCUACGACCGUUCCGUAGCCAGGAUAUCUUGGGACGUCGUGCAGGAGCUCGUGCUGGGUCACCUCAACGCCACUAUGUCCAGACACAUCGACUAUGGUUUCUCACGCUGGUUUAUGCGCGAGUUCGCUGAUCACGUGUCCCGCCAGCUGGCGCGCGUCUCCUGGGAGCCCCUGGUGCCGAAGAGGUUUUUCGACAAGGAGUACCGGAGCAAGUACCUGAGCGGCCUUUACAAUGAGAACUCCAGUAGACCACAACUCCCUUCCUUUUUCUACUUUUGGCUUCAACGGGCCGUCAAGAGGGCGCGCGGAACCCUGGAGACCUCGGAAGAAGACCUCAGGGCUGGCUGGAACAAGGGCUCUCUGAGCGCGUGGCCACAACUGGGUGCUCCAUUCAGACACCUGGAGAUUCCGUUGCCGGUGUUCGACUUCGGCAUGCCGAUCGAACGCAGGCUGAGGAAGUUUCACAUCGCCCGUGUCGGCACGCGCGUCUACUGGAGCCUCUUCAAGUACAUCUACUUCCUGGCUUACGGUUUCUACCUGAACACCACGUGGUCCGACCCGGCUUCCGUGUUCGAAAACCUGCGCGGCUGUCUCCAGAAAGACUACGCCCGCAUGAGUGCUUCGGCAGGCCGCACAUCGCCCCACACGAUACUCCUGUUCGAGAGGACUUCGACCGCUGACAUGCUGGACGUGUUGGCCGUCGGCCUGGCCUACCAGUCCUUCGAGGAGUACAUGCUCAAGGAGGUCUCUAACUUCCGCUUCAAGGAGGCACGCCAGUUCUCGCCCGAACAGUUGUUUUUCAUCUACUACGGCCUGAGCCACUGCGAGAAUGCCAACCCACUCUUCGCGAGCAGCCAACGGGAGAGUGACGUCAGCUCAGCGUGGGCCCGCGUCAACGGACCCCUGAGGCACGUGGCUGAAUUCGCGGCUGCCUUCCGCUGCCCUCUGGGUUCGUUUAUGAAUCCGCACGAAAAGUGCAAACUCGACGAAAUCAGCACCAUCAUGCGCCAGCCUUAA
Molecule: messenger RNA, 2352 nt
Organism: Rhipicephalus microplus (southern cattle tick)
Lineage: Eukaryota; Metazoa; Arthropoda; Arachnida; Ixodida; Ixodidae
Product: neprilysin
Biological process (GO): protein processing
Cellular component (GO): plasma membrane
Molecular function (GO): metalloendopeptidase activity
Source: RefSeq, a predicted model, not a curated record